Messenger RNA from Mesocricetus auratus (golden hamster), 5285 nucleotides. RefSeq names its product centrosomal protein 104 (gene Cep104). NCBI's taxonomy places the organism in Eukaryota, Metazoa, Chordata, Mammalia, Rodentia, Cricetidae. The record is from RefSeq and is a predicted model, not a curated record. Gene Ontology annotation, cellular component: cilium. The transcript has 23 exons. The coding region runs from base 484 to 3270 and encodes 928 amino acids.
CGGCCCUGUUGCCAUGGGAGCGUGGCUGCGGCCGGCCCGGGCGCUGGGCAGAGGCGGCCCGGGCUGCUCCUCCGCUGCCCUCGCCUCAGUGGCCCGGGGGUGGGGGCGGCCGGACCAAAGCCCCCAUCGCUGCAUCUCUCCUGCUCGUCUCCGCGGCGCUCGGCCCGCAGCAGGCACCGAGGCAGAAGACACCUGGGCACCAAGGGACGUGGCCGCUGCCUGCUGAGGCCUUCCGGGCAGCGCAUCUCCGGCCUCAGUGUCAGGAAUCCGGUUCCAGCCCCGCCGCGUCCUCUUCUGGGUGCGUUACAGAACAGGACCGGUUACCGCCACACUAAAGACUGUAGCUCUGGCCCCCCGGGCAUACAGAGCCUGGGCGCCAAGCGGCAAAAUAGACGUGACAGCACGCACGCGUCCUCCAGGAGACAGUGGAGAGCUGGGAUACAGAACUCUUCCCUGAUCUUCUGAGCAGCCCGUGUGUGCAGAAUGCCCCACAAGAUUGGAUUUGUAGUGGUCAGCUCUUCUGGACAUGAAGAUGGCUUCAGUGCCCGGGAACUAAUGAUCCACGCACCGACUGUCAGUGGCUGGAGGUCACCAAAGUUCUGCCAGUUUCCACAAGAGAUUGUCCUCCAGAUGGUGGAGAGGUGUCGAAUAAGAAAGCUGCAGUUGCUUGCUCACCAGUACAUGAUCUCCAGCAAGGUCGAGUUCUACAUCAGUGAAAGCUUGCCUGAGUACUUGGUGCCGUACCAAGGAGAGCGGUUCCGCAGACUGGGCUAUGUCUCUCUGUGUGACAACGAGAAGACAGGCUGUAAGGCCCGGGAGCUGAAGUCUGUAUAUGUGGAUGCCGUGGGGCAGUUUCUCAAACUGAUUCUUCACCAGAACCAUGCCAACAAGUACAACAUAUAUAAUCAGGUGGCUUUGGUUGCGAUAAAUAUCAUUGGAGACCCUGCAGAUUUUGGUGAUGAAAGCAAUAUUACCUCUAGAGAGAAGCUGAUUGACCAUUACCUGGGCCAUAGUUCCCACAAUGAGGACCCAGCCCUGGAAGGAAGUUUUGCUGGGAGAUCGGACUACAUCUCUCCACUUGAUGACUUGGCCUUUGACAUGUACCAAGACCCUGAAGUCGCACAGAUCAUCCGCAGGCUGGAUGAAAAGAAACGGGAAGCUGUCAAGAAGGAGCGCUAUGACCACGCAAAGAAACUGAAGCAAGCCAUCGCUGACUUACAGAAGGUCGGUGAGCGCCUGGGGCGCUAUGAGGUGGAGAAGCGCUGCGCCGUGGAGAAAGAGGACUAUGACCUGGCCAAGGAGAAGAAGCAGCAGAUGGCACGCUACCGUGCCCAGGUGUACGAACAGCUGGAGCUGCAUGGCCUCCUGCAGGGCGAAACAGAGAUGCAGAGACCCUUCGCUUUGCCCCUCCAGCCCCUUGCAUCUCCCAGCAGCCCCCAGCACUGGAAGACAGUGUCCUCACACCCACGCACAGAAGAGCUGGUACCAGAAGACACAUUUGCAGGCCCUGCCCUCCAGGAAAAGCCUUUGGCCUACACCUUGGCAUCUUCUCCUCGGCAUUUAGCAGUGGACCAGCCCCCGCCUGCUGCAGGCCCUGCGCCUAGGAGCCAUGUAGACGCCCUGCCCUACGAUGAACGGCCUCUUCCUGUUACUCGAAAGCAGCUGGGGGAAGCACCUGCAGAGCCAGAAGUGAUAGAGGCAGACAGCAGUGACGUCCGGAGACGCGGUAUCUCAGGGGAGCCAGAGCCCUUGACAGAGAAGGCCUUGAGAGAAGCCAGUUCUGCCAUCGACACCUUAGGCGAAGCCUUGGUGGCUGGGGCCUAUUCCAAGACGUGGUCCUGCCGAGAAGACGCACUGCUGGCAUUGUACAAGAAGCUGAUGGAGAUGCCUGUUGGAACCCAGAAGGAAGAUCUGAAAAACAUACUCAGAGCAUCUGUCUUUCUCGUCAGAAGAGCCACAAAGGACAUUGUGACCGCAGUCUUUCAGGCUUCAUUGAAACUGCUGAAAAUGAUAAUUACGCAGUAUAUUCCUAAGCACAAGCUGAGCAAACUGGAAACAACGCACUGUGUGGAGAGAACCGUGCCCCUUUUACUCACCAGAACCGGAGACUCCUCUGCUCGCCUCCGCGUCAUAGCUUUGAAUUUCAUUCAGGAAAUGGCCUUGUUUAAGGAGGUGAAGUCUCUCCAACUCAUUCCGUCCUACCUGGUGCAGCCACUGAAGGCCAAUGCUUCUGUUCAUCUGGCAAUGAGCCAGGUGGACCUUCUGUCCCGGCUGCUGAGAGACCUGGGCACUGAGAACUCAGGCUUCACCGUGGACAAUGUGAUGAAGUUUGCACUGAGCGCCCUGGAGCACAAGGUGUAUGAGGUACGAGAGACAGCGGUCAGAGUCAUCCUGGACAUGUACAGGCAGCACCCAGCCCUCACCCUGGAGCACCUUCCUCCAGAAGACAGCAGCACACGCAGGAACCUUCUCUACAAAGCCAUUUUCGAGGGGUUUGCUAAGAUAGAUGGCAGGCCGACAGAGGCCGAAGUCAGGGCCCAGAAAAGAGCAGCCACGAGGGAAGCAGAAAAGCAGAAGAGAGAAGAGAUGAAGGCUCUGCAGGGCCAGCUGGCGGCACUGAGAGAGACCCAGGCUGGAGCCCAGGAGAAGGAGGAUGACUCCAUGAAGAUCAAGAAUCAAGACCCUCAAGGGAGAAAAGCUGCCCCACCUGACAUUCCAGAGAUCCCAGAUAACCACUAUUUGGAUAAUCUGUGCAUCUUUUGUGGGGAGAGGAAUGAGUCCUUCACAGAAGAGGGCCUGGACCUCCACUACUGGAAACACUGCCUCAUGCUGACGAGAUGCGACCACUGCAGGCAGGUGGUUGAGAUCUCCAGCCUGACGGAACACCUGCUGACAGAAUGUGACAAGAGGGACGGGUUUGGGAAGUGCCAUCGCUGCAGCGAAGCUGUUCCCAAGGAGGAGCUUCCCAGGCACAUCAAAACCAAGGAGUGCACCCCUGCCAAAUCGGAGAAGGUGGCAAACCGAUGUCCUCUGUGUCAUGAGAACUUUGCCCCUGGAGAAGAGGCGUGGAAGGCUCAUCUGAUGGGCCCUACCGGCUGCACAAUGAACCUGCGAAAGACACACAUUCUCUCCAAGGCCACAGCCCCGCAGCAAGGGAAGGGCCCAGCAGCAUCGAAGUCAGGCACCUUAGGACCCAAGGUUGGAAGCAAGAUCCCCACCCCAAAGGGAGGCCUGAGUAAGAGCUCCAGCAGAACGUACACGAGGCGCUGACAGUUGCCACUUCUGCCUCUGCCAAGGGCUGUGCAAGUUUCCCAUUCUAAGCCAUGUGUGUUGACAUAGUGAUGCAGGGUUCAGUACCUGCUGUCCCUUGGCUCUUGUGUCACCGUGUCUACUCUCACAGGAACAGAGUGUAUGGAUAUGACCAAAGAACCCUUCCCGGGCUAGGCCACACAGUGCUGGGCCCUUUGUGCUCAGGCACAGAAGUACCUCUCACUCAGGAAGCCAGCAAGUGCAGUGCCCACUUUCCUUACUACUGAGAUGUACCCCAGACUUGGAGCUCACUGGUGGCUGUUGCACAUGGUGGACUUUGCACGGGGCUGAGCUCAGCUUUGGUGGCUCUGGAAGACAGCAGCAGCCAGGCUGAACCUGCUGUGCUGACUCUCACUGACCCGUCUGCUAGGGUGUCGCACCGUAGACAGCGGCGAGCAAUAAAGGAAGCAAGCACAAGACGGCCACUCUAAGAACAGGUCCCUCCCUCCGACACACACUGUGCCCCGUGCUCCUCGUGCACACUGUCCGCGUCUCCACUGGCAGCCCUGCCUUGAUGUCUUCCCUCUGCUGCCCAGUCCUAAGUGGAUUUUGGACGAUGUCCCCCUUGGUUACCAUAUUCUCACCUGACUGUAGCCCACCUGCAAGCCUGUUUGCGGUAUGGCACAAAUGAGCACCUCCCAUGUUUGCCUAACCCACAAAGACAAGUCCCGCACCUUGCUGGCCCAGAGCCUCCAGAUCAGGUGUGUGACAUCCUGUGAUGUAAGUGACCCCACUUUCCCAAAGCAUUCCUAGUGUGUCACUCUCAAGUGCUUCACUGAACUGACUCAGACCUCAGGAGACAGCUGUCAGCAUCCUCAACCCGCCUUCCUCCCAGGAGCUCCGCUCAGACACCCAUCUUUGGGAAGGACGAGUCCAUCUGAAACUCCUGUCACUGCCGUCACCAUGGGCUGAAGGGCGGCCCACUGAGGCCCUGCCUGCUUUCUAAGGUUUCCUCGUGCCCCCUUGAAAUGUCUAAGAUUGAGAUAAUGAGUGUUAUAAAAUUAGGGCAUAUUUCUUUAAAAUUCCCAACCAUGUAAAAUGAAAUCCAUAAAGAUACAGGUGCCUGAGCAGCGAGCAUGCUGGGUGGUGAAUCCCAUGAACUCACCCCUGCUUUUGGCAAACAGCUCCUACUAUGCUUGGCUCAGUGUCAAGUGAACGGGAUCUGUUGAGAGGAAGACCCUGACCGAGGCUUUAGUGUGGAGAGAGCACGAAAUGACUGAGAAGGCCAAGACGGGUACCAGAGGAUGACAAGGUGGUCUUCCGGGUCAGAUGCGGCCGCUGUCUUCCAGCCCAUCCCCAAGUACGGAUGACAAUGGGAAGUUAACCUCAGAACUUAAGAAAUAGAUACAUGUAACGCUUCCUAUCUAUUGGAACUUAAGAUAUUUGUAAAAUUCCUCCCUCCUUAGCCUGGCGUGGGGGCUCACACCUGUACUCCUGGCACUUGGGAGGCCGGAGUCAGAAGCUCACCACAAGUUCAAGGGGAGCCUGGGCUCCAGAGUGAGGCUCUGACUCGAAACUAAACAGAAGAAAGAGGAACCCUUCGUUUUUAGCCACCAUGUUUGCCUGUUACGGAAUCAUGAGUCUCUGCGUAGGUGGCGGCGGCGUUGCAGCCACGAAGCUCCACACCACUGUGCUUGACUUAGGGGAGGAGCUAAGAGUCCCCACCAUUCAUAACAUCAAGACGUGGGGCACUCCUCAAGCUUCACAUAUGACACUCCGUGGGUAUUUAAUAUUUAUUUAUAUUUUUCAUAAAAGAUACUCUAUUAAAUCUAAUUUAAAAUAAUUGUGUCAUAUCUGAUACUAGAAUACAUUGUAAAUAUCUUUAAUGAAAAUUUGCAACUUUUUAAUGUUUUAACUAGUUUUUCUAUUUGUCUUUAUUUCAGGUGCCAGAAGUAUAAAAUAAUAUAUUUUUAUUGUUAUUGUUUUAGGUUUAUGUGCUAACUUGCCUUGUGUAUAUUAAUACAGUAAAAAGAUCA